UGUGCAUGGGUGAGAAAUACUCCUAAUUUCAUUCAUGAUCUUUCAGGCUUCUAAGAAGUUGUAUGGCGAACGAGUACAAAAAGUGGCAUUCUUUCACUUUCACAAACAACGUCGAAUAAAGAUUCAAAUUCAAAUUUAUUGCUCUUCUUCUUCCAUCAAACACAAAUUACUGUUGCUUGUUGCUUUAUGCGAUAUUGUUAACAGGUCGUGGGAGGUUGUUCUGAAUUUGUCCGAAAAGUUGCUGUGCGACCUUGUGCAUGAUCCAUCUUUUUGAUCUAUCUUGGUUUUCUUUGUCCUAGCAGUUCCUUGUAGUGUUUUUUGGUCUGAUUUUGAAACUGCAGUAUCUAUAGCAAAGUUGUAUUUUUCAAUCAUGUCACCGAAGACACAACGGGACACCUUCAUCAGAGGACACUGAUCACGUUACAUCAUCUUUUAGGACUAGUACUUAUACCACGUAGAAAAAAAUGGGUAAAAAGGAUCGAGAAAAAGACGCUCCUAAGAAGCGGAGGAAGGAGAACCAUGACGAUGCCGAGUCAGACAAGAACAUGAAGUUGAAGGAGGAACAAAGAGGCAGAAAAGCUGCAAAAGAUACCAAGAAGAAGAAGCGAAAGCACAGCGAGACGUCCUCAUCGAGUUCCUCACCGUCCUCAUCAUCGUCCGACAGCAGUUCUUCAUCCUCGUCGUCUUCGCGUGGUAGGAGUGAUGGCAGCUCCUCCGCUUCGAAGAGAAAAUCUGCGAAGCGGAAACAAAAGGGCCAGGACCACAAGAAAAAGAAGAGCAAAGUCCGAAAAACCGAGAACAAGUCCAAUUCUUCUGGUGAAGACCACGAGGAUAGGCAUGCAAGACAUCAAAGGGCGGAUGAUGGAGAUGGGCCACAUGGUGCAGCAGCAGGUCCUACGGCAAAUGGUGCAAACGGAAAAGUUGCCCAGGAGAAGGACGAUGAGGGCAGAACAGCAGAUCAAGAUGGUGGAUCCGGAUCGCCCUCCGUGGGCAAGGAUGAAGCUGGCAAGAACGAGCGGAGAAGCGCUGAAAAGGGAAAUGAGGAUAAGGAUGGCGAUGAGGAUGGCGAGAUGAACGGAAGUCGGGCGCCUCGAACAAAACCGAUGCUUGCCGAAGGGCACCAGCAAGGUCGCACGUAUGAGCAGAUAUUGGAAAAGGAACAGCUUGACGAGUAUAAGAAGAAUAAGGUGAAGAAACUCACCUCCGACGAUCUGACACGUACAGGCGGCACCUAUAUUCCGCCAUUUAUGCGUGCACGCCUCGAAAAACCGAUCGACGACAGAUUCUCACACGAAGCUCAAAAACGAAGCUGGGAAGCGCUCAAGAAAAGUAUCACGUUUUUUCAUCGAUGAUGUUGUCCCUACUUGAUGUACUAGAACCCUGCUCAGUUGUACUAGUAUUUAGUGAUCAUCGUGUGUCGUGCCAUGUCAUAACAAAAACUAUAAUUUCCCACUAUUGCUAUCACCUCCCUCAACUUAUCUUCUCCUUCACCAAAACAAUUCUCGUCCAAGAAAUCUACACAACUCAACAGGUAUAAAUGGUCUGGUGAAUAAAGUAAACGUAGCGAAUAUCCGAAACAUCGCUUUGGCCUUAUUCGAGGAGAAUCUGGAGAGAGGUCAGGGUCUCUUCGCGCGAGCCGUGAUUCGUGCACAAAUGGCAAGCCCUGGGUACCGAAAUUUCAAAAAAAUUAUUUAGACUAAGUCCUAAGAAAGAAGAUGCUUGUUGAAUUAUCCAUCUUCAAAACGUCCACAUCUUCACUAUCCUUGAACAUAUGAUUGAUCAACAGGUUCACACACAUCUACACCGCUUUGCUAGCAGUGAUAAACUCGAAGAUGCCUGAAGUUGGGCGUUUGACCAUCACUAGGGUGAUUUUGCAGUUUCGCCGCGCAUACAAAAGGAACGACAAAAUCGUACUCAGCGCAGUGGUAAAAUUCAUUGCGCAUAUGGUGAACCAAUUUGUGGUAUCGCAGACUGUGGCUUUGGAGGUAUAAUCUCAGAAUUUUAUUUCUGGUUCAUGAUGUUGAUCCCAUCUUUUUAUCUAAGGUGCUGUCGUUGUUCAAUGUUCAUGUGCUUCAAAAUAAUUCAUUGCUUAGAAGACUCCGAUCUGAAGCUUCCAUAUCCCGAGAGGACUUGUAGCAUCAUAUUAUCACAAAGAAAUUUAUCCACCUCGUCGACUUCGACCUUUAUUUCCACCUAAAAACUCAUAUUAUUCAAACCAAACUGCAACUUUUCGACGCCCCUAAAACUACAACAGAUCUGCCUAAUGUUUUUCGAGGAUUUAACGAACGACAGUGUGGAAAUGUGCUGUGGUCUGCUGCAGGAUGUAGGCGCAUUCUUGCUCGAGGAAGAUCCUAAAGCUCUGAACUUCAUUAUGGAGAAAUUGCGGAAGAUUCUGCAGGAAGGCCGAAUUGAGGUUCGCGUCCAGUACAUUGUCGAACGCUUGCUGAAAGUGCGUAAGGACGCCUUCAAGGAGUUCCCACCUAUGGUCAAGGAGUUGGAUUUAGUCGAGGACAUGGAACGAAUUCGCCACGAGGGUUUUCAAAUGGACGACAACACCUUGCGUGCGCAGGAAAUGUUGAAUAUUUUCCAAAAGAAGGACCCAGAGGAAUUCGAGAAGAACGAGGAAAGAUGGAAGCAGAUCAGUGAGGAAAUCCUAGGUGCGCCGUCUGGUUCCUCGUCGGGCUCCGGCGGCGACUCCUCCUCUGAUGACAGCGAGGCGGAAAAAAGCGACGCUCCGGCUGAGCAGGCAGUUCCGGACGUAGCGCAGACAAGAGAUUUAUCCGAACAAGAUCUGGUCAACUUGCGUCGAAACAUCUACUUGACUGUGCAGAACGCACUCACGUACGAAGAGUGCGUCCACAAAAUCAUGCGGAUGAAGAACGUCGACGGAGCGGAAUACAAUGUCGCGCAGAUGUUAUUGGACGCAGCCGCGAUGGAGAAGUCGUUUUCGGAAUUCCACGCCAAGACCGCUGCGAGACUCUGCGUUCUCAAAGAACCCUACAAGCAAGGCUACGAAAGACUCUUCGAGGAGCAGUUCGAUACGGUAUAAUUAUUCUUUUAUAUUAGAUUAUACGGUAUAAUACUUCUUCUAAAGAUUUUUAUACGAACAAUUUUUGACAAGAAGAGCCUGAUGAAACUGGAUGCGACAAACAAGUUUUUGGAUAAACAUGGCGUAGUAAUUACGUUGUUUUUGCUCACGAACUCUUUCAUGCUGAAUUUUUGACAAGAGCCUGAAGCUGGAUGCGACAAACAAGUUUUUGGAUAAUCAUGGCAUAGUAAUUACGUUGUUUUUGCUCACGAACUGUCUCAUGCUGAAUUUUUGACAAGAGCCUGAAACUGGAUGCGACAAACAAGUUUUUGGAUAAUCAUGGCAUAGUAAUUACUUACGUUGUUUUUGCUCACGAACUAUCUCAUCCUGAAUCUGCUACUUCCAAAACAACGCUCAGAUACACAACCUGGAAACACCGAAAGUCCGACAUAUCGCGAAGUUUUUUGCUUUGCUGACCUAUCAAAAUGCUAUCUCUUGGGGCGUGAUGACGUAUAAACUUAAGAAGUUUUUGAUGUUUGAUGUCCCGGUGAUGGUGCUUCUUACCAUUUUCUGCCUCUUCUACUACCUAUAAUGAUAAUUGAAGAAAGUGUAGGAUUUGUGGCGCGCCGAGUAUACACCUAGAGUAGAAGUACUUGUUCUCACUCUCAAGACAUCCACCAUCAAGAAACUACAACACAUUUUCAUCCUCUUCAGGUACAUUGUCCUUACACCCGAGACGACGAAUAGUACGAUUCGUAUUUUCGUGAAGUACUACUUCCUCGAAAUCGUGAAUAACCUUGGCGCGCAGAAGGUGUACAGGAAGUUGCACGACCCCGAGAUGUCCUUGUGCGUCGGCGGCUUGUUUCCGAAGGACAGCAUGAACAAUGCUAGGUUCGCGAUCAACUACUUCACUGCAAUAGGUCUGGGCGUCUUAGUCGAGCCCUUGCGUGAGCAACUCGCGAAGAUGCAGGCGCAGGAGAACGAAGACGUGCUGAUGCAGCAGUUGGAUGCCGACGCAGUGGAUAGCGACGCCAAAUCCGCCAGUAGUUCUUCAAGUUCCUCAAGCUCCAGCUCAUCCAGUAGUGGCUCUAGUUCAUCCUCGUCGUCGAGUAGUUCUUCAUCGUCAAGUAGCAGCUCCUCUUCUUCAAGCGACUCAGGUAGCAGCUCAUCGUCAUCAAGUGCGGAAGGUGAUUCAGAGGAGGACGGGAAAAAGAGAAAAAAGCAGAACAAGGCUGGAGGAAAAACGAAAAAGAACGACAUGAAGACAAGCGGAAAAAACGCGAAGAAGAACAAGAAGAAUGCGUCUCUUAGUUCAGACGAGGACGCGGCCGAAAAUCCUGCGAGUAGUAAAAAGGUGGGUGAAAAGUCGUCGAAAAAGAAGAAUGCUCCUCGUGUCGGCGAGAAGAAAAAGGGCAAAGCUAAAGGCAAGGAUCAGGAAGAAGAAGACGACGUUGAGAUAGAGGAUAUUACCAGCAAAAGGAAAGGCAAGAAGAACAAAACAGGUGCGUCGAAAAGCAAGGGUCGUGAUGACGACGACGGGGACGGCGGAGCAAAUAGUGCGAAAGAGCAGGCUGCUAAAAAGAAGGGCGGUAAAAAUAAGCCCAGCAAGGACAAGAAGCGAGAGAGGAAGGAAUCAUCCCCGGAGCCUGCGCGACCACUAUCAAAAACGGGCAAAAAGAAGAACGACAUGAAGCGAGGACGGAAAGGCGAAGAUAGUAGUGGCGACGAAGACAGUGUGGCGUCGGAUGCGGGUGAAAAGGACAAAAAAGACAAGGCCAAGAAGAAGCCCAAAGUACAUCGCGAAUGGGAGGAGGAUAAAGUCUCAUCGGGACAAGACAAUGCAGAAGCUUCUACUUCCAAGAACAAGAAAAACAAGCAUGAUGGACGAGAACCUUCUAAGCAGAAGGAAAAGGCAGCAAACAAGAAAGGACUAGAGCUACGACCACGUGAUGCUUCAAGAGAUGAAUCCCCACCAGAUACUAGAAAUAGUAGGAAUGACCACAAAUCCGAUGCGAAAGCUAAUGGUCAUCAUGCGGCUGAGCAAGACCAUGAGCUGCAUGACCGACGGAAACCUGCCCUCGAUCUACGUGAAAAUGAUCGUCCUAGAGAUCGUAGAGACGCUGAUCGAGGAGCGGCUCGUAACGACAGUCGAAAACGUGACUACAAGAACGAUUAUAGAGCAGGUAGGACUACUACAAGAACAGUAGAAGAUGAUCGUGGAGGUGGGCGUAACUACAACAGCGAUAGACGAGCCGAUAGUCGCGAUAAUUACGGCGAUGAGCGCAGUAGACGGAAUCGCGAGGAUGACCGUAGACGAGGAGCUCUGAGAAAGGAUAGUAGACGCGGUCGAGACGAUCGCCGAGGAGGAGGUCGAGGUGGAAGGAGUAGCAGAGACAGACGCGGUGAGGAUCGCGGCGGACGAGGACGGGUCGAAAUGCAUCCACCUAUAGAUAGUGACGCAGAGUUUGAUAGCGACUAACAAGUAAUUUCAAACUUAAUGUGUUUUAUCUAUUCGAGGACACUACACACAUAAUAAAUGAACUCCCCAUCUCAUUGUUAUAACAUCACACAUCACAGCAAACCUUCCCGAACCCAAGCCCAACUACGAAUUACCCAUCCACACGAGUCACAAAAACAUUGCCGAUACUGGUCUCACCAUGACCUACAAUUUCUUGAUGUGAUUAUAUAUAGUCUUAUUCUUAAUCUUAUGUUUUGAGUUUUCACGAACGCCUAUGCUGUCUCGUGAUACGACAGACAAUGAUCAAUAGCUUGCUGGUAAAGAUGCUGACCUUGAUAA
Amoebophrya sp. A25 is the source of this 5825-nucleotide messenger RNA. Lineage: Eukaryota; Dinophyceae; Syndiniales; Amoebophryaceae. The record is from the annotation of a GenBank genome assembly.